This is a messenger RNA of Raphanus sativus (radish), 1708 nucleotides long. RefSeq names its product replication protein A 70 kDa DNA-binding subunit B-like. NCBI's taxonomy places the organism in Eukaryota, Viridiplantae, Streptophyta, Magnoliopsida, Brassicales, Brassicaceae. Gene Ontology annotation, molecular function: DNA binding. Gene Ontology annotation, cellular component: nucleus. The transcript is spliced from 10 exons. Gene Ontology annotation, biological process: DNA repair; DNA replication; DNA recombination. The record is from RefSeq and is a predicted model, not a curated record. Bases 23 to 1708 code for a protein of 561 amino acids.
AACCUAAUCACGUUACUUAAAAAUGCUCUAUAUUAUAAAUAGCUACCACCAUAUUCCUAUUCAACCUCACUUUUCCAAUCAAACCUACGACAGAACAAUGGCUGCUAAGAUGCAAAUAAAAUCAUCGAGAGGUUCUAAUGACAAGGUUGCCGUAAUCGAGGAGUUGAAACCAUGGAAAAACACCUGGUUUGUUCAUGUCAAGGUUCUACACGCUUGGAGACAAACCAUUCAAUCAGUUGAUACCAUGGAAUUCGUUUUGGUUGAUGAGACUGGACGGAAAAUCCAUGCAACAUGCAAGAGGACUUACAUUGAGAGUAAGGGGAGGCUUCUUACGGUUGGUUGUUGGCGCUACAUCCGGAAUUUCCAGGUUUCUCCUGCUGGUGGAGCGUAUCGAACCACGAAUCAUGCCUGGAAGAUUGUUUUCAAUCAGAAUACGUCCAUUACCCGAUCUAAUCAUUCUAACGAUGAGUUGUACCUAGAUUUGGUCGACUUUCAGACGGUUUUGUCUGGAACACUUGAUGACAAUCUACUCAUUGAUGUUCUGGGUCAAAUUGUCGAUUGUGGUGAGGUUGAAACUAUCCAGUGUGCCGGGGGAAAGCAACGUAAAAAGCUAGAUUUGACUCUAAGCGACAUCAAUGAUUCCCAACUGCCUUGCUGCAUAUGGGGCAACUUAGCUGAGAAACUCCAUUCUGCAAUUAACCAAGAAGAUGGAACGGUUACUAUGCUGCUGAGGUUUGCUAAGGUUGGGAGGUUUAGAGGAGACUUGCAAAUCUCCAAUGCAUUUGAUUCAUCUCAAAUGCUGAUAAAUCCUCCAAUUCCUGAAGCUGAAGCAUUUAAAGCUUUGAUCAAUGGUGAUGAGAAAUCUCUAACAUCGUUUAUGAGUAAUGAAGACAGUCAUGAGGACAACAACAAACAAGUUUCGCUUUCAGGGAAGCGAGGAAAUCGUGAUAAGUGGUUACUCUUUCCCUCUAAGAGCAUCCAAGAAAUGAUAACAUCAACUCAAAUUGAUAGAUGCCUGGUGAGAUGCACAGUGUACGCCAUUGAUAUGGAUUGGUCGUGGUAUUAUUUUGGAUGUCAAGCUUGCAACAAAAAAGUGAUCAAAACAGGAACCCAAGUUAAGAAAGUGAAUGGCCAAGAGAUCGUCAGUCAUAGUUGGUGGUGUGAGACUUGCAAAGACACUGUCUUCGAAGUUUCACCGAGAUUCUGGCUGCACUUGAUGAUCAAUGAUGAUACAGGCGUAUCAAAGAUAAUGAUCUUAGAUAAGGUUGCUAAUGGGAUUGUUUCUGAAACUCCAGAAAAACUUUUGAAUGGAAGCUGGGAUGAGCUUGAAGAUCCUACAUUAGUUCCCGAAUGUAUUACUGAUUUGAUUGGGCAAGACUUCACCUUCGGAGUCUAUGUUGAGAAAGAAAAUGUUGCCUAUGGUUCUGAAAUUUAUAAGGUGGGGAAAAUCUACAAAGACAGAACGCCCUUUGAUUCUAAUGUAAUCACUACUGGUCAAGACAAUAAGCCUUUAUCAAUUACUUGUGUCGAUGAGGGCUCACAUGACAUAAGUGAAAGUCAAGAAACUGCCGAUGCUAUUUCUACACCAUCCAGUAAGAGAAAAGAAGAGGAGACUAACGAGCAGGGUGAUCUAUGUUCGACAUCAAAGAAGCCAUGCACAAGGCUUAUCAAGCUUGAGAAGGUCGAGCAGGCUAAGAAGAACGUUUGA